AGCUGGCUACAUUGUACUGCUUGAGUAUUUUCCAGCAAAGAUACAAUAAUUCAUGCUGUAAUGUGAUGAAAUAUACCAGCAAGACAUUUGAUUAACCUUUGAAAAUAGGCAGUUUCUUCAUUCAUGAAUUUCACAAAUAAUCAAGUGGAGUAUGUCAAUUCUUCAACUCUGUCCUGUUCAGGAGCAUCACCAACACCAGCUGAUGUGCCGUUGUACAUGACUGUAGCAGCAGUGAUUUCAGUGACAGUGUGUGGAAAUCUACUUGUCAUCGUCUCCAUCUGCCACUUCAAGCAGCUCCACACACCAACCAACUUCCUCCUCCUCUCUCUGGCUGUGGCAGACUUUCUUGUUGGCGUAGCUGUGAUGCCUGUCCACUUUGCUCUCUUGCUGAAUCCAAACUGGUGCUUUGGUGCAAUUUAUUGCAUCAUUUGCAACGUAGCGUCCUUUCACCUGACUUGCGUGUCAAUUUACAAUGUAGCCUUCAUCGCUGUGGACCGAUAUUUUGCUCUAAGCAACCCUUUUCUUUACUGCACUAAAAUGAGAGUGAAUCUGACUUUGAGGAUACUGUCCAUUCUUUGGUUGUGUACAUUUAUCUACAAUGUAGUGCUUCUUUUUUCCAAUAUGACAGAAAAUAAUAAAUUUUCUGAGUGUAUUAUUUCAAUUAACAAAAUAUGGACUAUUUUUGACUUUAUAAUAGUAUUUAUUAUGCCCUGCAUGACAAUCAUAGUUAUGUACCUGAAAGUAUUUGCCAUUGCAAGAAGACACGCUAACAAGAUAAACUGCGCCAGACAACAGCAUUCAAAGGGUACGAAACUUAAAAAUUUUUCAAUGGCGUCAGAAAGGAAAGCAGCAAAAACACUUGGAAUUCUAGUGGCAGUGUUCCUGCUGUGUUUGAUUCCUUUCUACAUAAGUGCUUUCCUGAUUGUAUAUAUUAGGAAACCGUCCGUGUAUCUUGUGUUUCUGAAUACCACAACUCUUAUAUAUCUGAAUUCUACAAUCAAUCCUAUAAUUUAUGCUCUAUUUUAUCCAUGGUUUCAAAAGUCCAUUAAACUCAUUUUAACACUGAGAAUAUGUACCUCACAGUCUUCGUUGAUGAACGUGCUUGUAAAGGAAACAUAAACAAUGUAUUUAUAUUAGUGUUUCCCACAAUAAUAUAGAACUCUGACACUCAUAAUUAACUCCACUGUUAAAAUAUGAUUCACUAGCAUUGCUUCCAUUGUUUUUUAUCUCUGCUUUUCAGUGUUUCUGUAUUUUAAUUAGUUAGUUUAAAAGAAAUCAUACUUUUGAUAUAGUGCCCAGCGCAGUCUUAUUAUACUGUGUAUGUCAUAGUUUAGUUAAGUUUGUAAUUAUUUUAGGUAAGAUUUCACUGACUUUCAAGGUAAAUGAUGUAAAUUACAAACAUAUCUUACUCACUUUUAGGGCAUUAGGGGGAAAUGAAGAAGGAACACCAUCAACCACUCAACCAUACACUAUGAAUAUGGUCAGUAUAAUGCAUAGUAUCACAAAAGCAAAGUGCAAAACUCGCAUCUCCUUCUUUUUCACUUCUCGUGACACAAAACAAGGAGGACAUAAGACAACCAAAUUGAUUUUGAAGUAAUGGGGAAGGUACGUUUACAGCAAACUUCCAAGCAGACACCAUAAUAGGGCCUUUGCAUAACAUUUCUGCGAAGGUAUCCAACAUAUUCAUACAGACCAAAAUAUGUCAAGAGGUCAAAUAUGCUUAUUGUACACAAAUUUGUAUGCAUUUGUUAGGAUUUGUUAGAAUUUUUAAAAAAAGGAUAAAAGUCAAGUCGACGCAUGCCUUUUUCUCAUUUAAUAUAUAUUGGAAAAGCAUCUACAAGUGUUGUCUUUCAUUUAUUUCUACAUUAAGCUCUGGAGUCCACCUCCCAUUAGUCCUUUGGUUUUGUGGUGCUUUACCUUUUGAAAACAGCUGAUGUUGAUCUGUUGCUUCACAGUGAUGCCCAGGAUUAAUUUUAGUUCAACUGUUACCUCAUUAUUGCAGUAAUGUGUCUAUUUCAUUUUUAUUUGAGUUUAUAUUUUAAGCAUAACACUGCAUGAGAAUGUAACAUAUUACUAGUUUCAGUUUGA
Messenger RNA from Anguilla rostrata (American eel), 2088 nucleotides. Its product is annotated as trace amine-associated receptor 13c-like. The record is from RefSeq and is a predicted model, not a curated record. Gene Ontology annotation, cellular component: membrane. Lineage: Eukaryota; Metazoa; Chordata; Actinopteri; Anguilliformes; Anguillidae. Gene Ontology annotation, molecular function: trace-amine receptor activity. Bases 124 to 1119 code for a protein of 331 amino acids. Gene Ontology annotation, biological process: G protein-coupled receptor signaling pathway. The transcript has a single exon.